Procambarus clarkii (red swamp crayfish) is the source of this 403-nucleotide messenger RNA. NCBI's taxonomy places the organism in Eukaryota, Metazoa, Arthropoda, Malacostraca, Decapoda, Cambaridae. The record is from RefSeq and is a predicted model, not a curated record.
CUCAACAAUACCAUGAUGACUGCAGUGAUAUUUGUGGUGCUGAUACUGGUUGUCUCUUCCCUCCUGGCAGCCACGCAUCUCCAGCCUCCCUACGAGAGUCAUGAUGCAGUAACACUGAGUGGUGGUGUGGAAGCUGUGUUGGCAACGCUGUCGCAGCCUCGCUGUUCCGUCAUGUUCUUCACCGACGGCGCCUCGACCCUCAGCACUGUAACUAAGGCGAGUCUCAGCCUCGCUCUUUCGUCAUGUUCUUCACGAACAGCGUGUUCCAUAAUAUCAUUAACUGCUAUAUCAGACUAUUUGGGUAAAAGAAUAACCCCAACUCGUUCCCAAUAUCACUAGGCUGUGCUUAGUAAGUUGCUAAAUUCCCUGAGUUGUGAACUACUCUGCUAACUCACAUACCCUA